GAGUGAGAAAGUGGCCAACUCCUCCCUCUUUCUCUUUCCUUCUCAUCAUCAUUCAUGAUGAUUAGUGACACCAAAAGGAAAAACAAUUAAAUAUAAAUCCCAUAAAAGGUGAAAGGUAGCAAAGGGAAGAAAGAAAAGUAAAUUCAUACGAGUAGGAACCCGAUUCAAAGUUUGUAGAGAGAGAAACUGCUAGGGAAGGACACACAAAGAAAACAGCUAGGUAGCUAGCUAUGAGGGAAAGAAACUUGUGGCACAGGAAGGGAGAGGGAGGCUAGAGAGAGAGAGAGAGAGAGAGAUAGAAGAGAAGGCUCUUCCCUACUUGCUCUUCCUUUUGGCUGAAAACAGCUUUUUGAAGGGCCUUUGGAAAGGUCCGAAGGUUUAGCAAGGUAUAAUCUUUUGGAGAUAUUAAUUGAAGUAGAAUUUGGAAAGGUAGGCAGUUUCUGUUAUAGAGGCUGGAAGUUUGAUGUCAGUUUUAAGGUGGGGGUGGCCUUCUUCUUGCUGAUUAGUGGUGAAACAGUAAUGCUAGGGACAUGGGAAAGAAAGGCAGUUGGUUUUCUGCAAUCAAGAGAGUGUUUAUACCGCAUUCUAAGGAGAAGCUAAUCAAUGACCCAGAGAAGAAAAGCACAAAAGAAAAGAAGAAGAAGGGAUUAGGAAAACGGGAUACCAAUUCAUUCAUUCCCCUAUUCAGGGAGCCAAGCAGCAUUGAAAAAAUUUUUGGGGACUUUGAAAGAGAGCAACAAAUAUUAACUUUUAGGCCUCCCACGCCUGCUGAGCAAUCAAAAACACCCCCUUUUCUGACUCCUAGAGCUGCUUCUCCAAGGGCUCCUUCUCCAAGGGUUGCCUCUCCCAGAGUUGCUUCUCCAAGGGUUGUGUCCCCUAGAGCUGCUUCUCCUCGGAUUGUUCGUCACUACAAAGAGAUCAGCCACAGACCAGAACCAACUCUAAGAAACCACCAUGCUUCAGCUACUAAGAUCCAAGCAGCCUAUAGAGGUUAUAAGGCAAGGAGAAGCUUUAGAGCAUUAAAGGGUCUGGUGAGGCUUCAAGGAGUGGUGAGAGGACAGAACGUGAAGCGCCAGACAAUGAAUGCCAUGAAAUAUAUGCAACUCUUGGUGCGUGUUCAAUCUCAAAUUCAGACACGGAGGAUCCAGAUGUUAGAAAACCAAACCCGGCGGCAAGCUCAAUUUAGGAAUGAUAAGGAGGUGGAGAGUACCUUUGGAAAAUGGAGCCAGGCAUCUGAGGCAGGUAACCAUGAUGACUGGGAUGAUAGCUUGCUAACAAAGGAGCAGAUAGAGGCAAAAUUGCAGAGAAGGGUUGAGGCAGUUAUCAAGAGAGAGAGAGCCAUGGCCUAUGCAUAUUCACACCAGUUGUGGAAAGCCACUCCUAAAUCGGGUCAAACACCUCUAACUGAUAUCCGAUCUGGGGGAUUCCCAUGGUGGUGGAACUGGUUGGAACGCCAACUCCCUCCAGCAAAUCCAACUGAAGGACUUGCAGUGAAAAAUUUUCAACUUACACCUCAAAGACCGCAUUCAGAGCUGAAGCCAAGCCCACCGCCCCAAUCAAGCAACUACAAGCAACAUCAUUUUGGGUUUGAUAAUAUGGAUAUUGCCACACCAAAAUCCUCAAAAUCAACCAUACUCACGACGGCAAAACAUGCUCGAACCCCACCUCCAAGUAGAACCCCACUAGGCAACAGCAGCUUGUCAAAGUAUUCAAGACCAAGAGCUAGUGGAGCUGAUUCCGCUUUUGAUCUGCCACUAAAGGAUGAUGACAGCCUCAUGAGCUGCCCACCAUUUUCAGUUCCAAGCUACAUGGCUCCAACAGUUUCAGCCAAAGCCAAAGUAAGAGCUGGUAGUAACCCCAGGGAUAGGUUUCCAGGGACUCCGGCCAGUGAGUCAAAGAGGCGACUUUCAUUCCCUUUGACACAAGGCAUAGGGCCUUUCAAGUGGAACAAGGGCUCCUUGUUCUCUAACAAGGAUUCUAGCUCCCAAAGAAUGUUAGACAAGAACCAGUCGGUUCAAUCUAUAGGGAAUUUGAGUGUGGAUUCUACAGUUUCUUUACCUGCUGGGGUUGGAAGGAAGCCAUUUAACCGAUUUGUGUGAUUUAUUUUUGGUUUCUUUUAACCUUUUUUUAUUUUAAAUUUUAUUUUAUCCUUCCAUUGUGGUUUUUAUUUUGAUUGAGUGUAUGGUGAUAGCUUGAUUUACAUAUUACUGAUGUAAUAUAAUAAAGAAACAAUAGGAAAUGGUGGUUUGGAUGUAA
Messenger RNA from Carya illinoinensis, 2256 nucleotides. Its product is annotated as protein IQ-DOMAIN 14-like. Lineage: Eukaryota; Viridiplantae; Streptophyta; Magnoliopsida; Fagales; Juglandaceae. Gene Ontology annotation, molecular function: protein binding. The coding region runs from base 531 to 2099 and encodes 522 amino acids. The record is from RefSeq and is a predicted model, not a curated record. The transcript is spliced from 8 exons.